AUGAUGGCGGUGGAUGUGGCGUUGGAGUUCCUAGUCCCGUCUUGGUGGGAGUUGCAAGUCGCCUUGGCAGCGGCGGCGUUUCUGGUCGUGGCGUACUGGUUCUUUGCCGUGGGUGGCGGCGAUGGAUGUGGCUCCGAUGAUCGGGCGUUCUCGGAUGGCGCCGGCGCUGCGGACGCGAUUGAUGAUAAGGAUAAGAUGGGCCAGUUUAAAGGCGAUUCUCCUAAUUCUGCAUACCUCAUAAAGGUGGAGCUGUUGGCAGCAAAAAAUCUUAUUGGGGCAAACCUUAAUGGCACAUCGGAUCCUUAUGCAAUAAUCACUUGUGGUUCAGAAAAACGAUUCAGUUCCAUGGUUCCUGGUUCAAGAAAUCCCAUGUGGGGUGAGGAGUUCAACUUCUCUGUUGAUGAGCUUCCUGUGGAGGUUAUUGUCACAAUAUAUGAUUGGGAUAUAAUUUGGAAAAGUGCAGUUCUUGGUUCAGUGACGAUUCCGGUUGAACAAGAAGGUCAUACGGGUGCUAUAUGGUAUACACUGGACAGUCCAUCUGGGCAGGUCUGUCUUCAUAUAAAAACCAUUAAACUCCAGAGGAACUCUCCCAGAGGCUUGAAUAACUAUGCUGGUGCCAACACUCGAAUAAGAACUUUGGAUAAACAAGGACCUACAGUUGUUCAUCAGAAGCCUGGGCCACUACAGACAAUUUUUAAUCUUCUCCCAGAUGAGGUUGUUGAACAUAGCUAUUCUUGCGCGCUUGAGAGAUCAUUCUUGUAUCAUGGUCGAAUGUAUGUAUCAACAUGGCACAUCUGCUUCCAUUCUAAUGUUUUCUCGAAGCAGAUGAAGGUAAUUAUCCCUUUCGGAGAUAUAGAUGAGAUAAGGAAGAGUCAACAUGCAUUUAUAAAUCCAGCUAUCACAAUAAUUCUUCGGAUGGGUGCUGGGGGGCAUGGUGUGCCUCCUUUGGGAAAUCCUGAUGGUAGAGUGAGAUACAAAUUUGCAUCAUUCUGGAAUAGAAAUCAUGCUUUGAGAGGUUUACAACGUGCAGCAAAGAACUAUCACGACAGGCUAGAAGCUGAGAAGAAGGAGAAGGAACAGUCUGCAUUGCGCGCGCAUAGCAGCUCUAUUGGAGGCAGUAAAAGGCGACCCAAGAUUUCUGAGGAGAAUGUGCCCAAAACUGAAAAGUUUCAACCAUUUAUCAAAGAGGAAGUGCUUUCUGAAAUAUACAGCGAUAUUUUUCCAAGCACAGCGGAGCAAUUUUUCAAACUUUUGCUAGAUGAUGGUUCAACCUUCACAAGUGAAUAUCGUAGUGUCCGAAAGGAUACGAACCUUGUAUUGGGUCAGUGGCAUGCGGCUGAUGAAUACGACGGUCAAGUAAGAGAAAUUACAUUUAGAUCCUUGUGCAACAGUCCAAUGUGCCCCCCGGAUACAGCUGUGACUGAGUGGCAACAUGCUGUUUUAUCAGCUGAUAAGAAAACACUGGUGUUUGAGACUGUGCAACAGGCCCAUGAUGUUCCAUUUGGAUCAUAUUUUGAGAUCCACUGUAGGUGGUCAUUUGAGUCUAACUCUGAGUCCUCGUGCACCUUGAAUAUCAAAGCUGCCUUGACCAUUUCGGUUCCACACAAUCGCACGUUGCGACCGCAGCUAAGCGACAACCCACGCCAACCACAACGGACCGACACACGCACGCAACCCAAUGGGGAGAUGUCGCACGACCACCAGCGCAACAGGCCCUCGACGACGCACCAUCGACGUCCAGAAGCCGCGCACGACCGUCCGACGCGAGCACUCUCGCCGAGCUUUUAUGAUUAG
Molecule: messenger RNA, 1794 nt
Organism: Striga hermonthica
Lineage: Eukaryota; Viridiplantae; Streptophyta; Magnoliopsida; Lamiales; Orobanchaceae
Source: the annotation of a GenBank genome assembly